Molecule: messenger RNA, 746 nt
Organism: Meriones unguiculatus (Mongolian gerbil)
Lineage: Eukaryota; Metazoa; Chordata; Mammalia; Rodentia; Muridae
Product: EKC/KEOPS complex subunit LAGE3-like
Exons: 4
Coding region: 1-597 (198 amino acids)
Cellular component (GO): EKC/KEOPS complex
Source: RefSeq, a predicted model, not a curated record
AUGCAGGAGCCGGAGGAGAGCCUCGAGGGGAGAGCAGGGGUUGAAGAAGACCACGACGGCCAGCGUCGUCCUCAAGCUGCCGAUGCCCAGACCAGCGCCCAAACUCUGGCAACUGAAGGUGACCAUGGCAACUUCCCUCAGGGCGGCCCACAGGAUUCCAGUGGCCUGGCUGCCCCCGGGAGCCCGGCUGCUCCUGGUAGCCCGGCUGCCCCCGGGAAAGCGGCUGAAGAGGCAGCAGUCAUCCCCCUCGGCGAGCAGGGGCUGCUUCUCCCUGGACCCAGCGGUGAUACUACACCAGCAAGUGCGAGUCGACUCCUGGAGUUCUCUGUAACAGUGCCUUUCAGGUCUGCGGUGGAGGCAGACAUGGCCCGCAGGUCCCUGGUCUCCAAUGCCCGUCACCAGCAAGUGGUGCUUCCACAGGAGUACACCGUGAACGACAGUGUCCUGGCUGUUAGGUGGAAUACUGAAGACCCUGUCCUCUUCCGAAUUUCCAUCAACACUUUCCUCGACCAGCUCUCCCUGGUGAUGAGAAACAUUCAGCGCCUGGAGUUCGUGGCUGUUAUCAGACGGGGACAGAGAAGAUUCCGUGAACCCUAACAUCUUACCAGAUACAAGAAAAGUCAGCGCGUUUUGUGUUUUGAUUAACUUGUUGUUUUGAACGUAGCAUCUUAUUGCUAAGUAAACCAUAUCAGUCAGUUGGUUGGAUUGUUUCACAGUUGCUGAAGGAAUGACGGUUUAAAUGUUAC